Messenger RNA from Aspergillus nomiae NRRL 13137, 1455 nucleotides. RefSeq lists its product as uncharacterized. The record is from RefSeq and is a predicted model, not a curated record. NCBI's taxonomy places the organism in Eukaryota, Fungi, Ascomycota, Eurotiomycetes, Eurotiales, Aspergillaceae. The transcript is spliced from 2 exons. Bases 1 to 1455 code for a protein of 484 amino acids.
AUGGAUAGGUCUCGAGCAACUAUCAAACUUCUUAACGAUCGCCGCUGGGAAAUUAUACGGCUUUACUUGAUCGAAGGCCGGAUGCUCCCUGAAAUCCAACGGUACCUUCAGCAGGGACAGCGUCAAUUGGGAUUCGAACCCCAACUCAGUAUUUGGCAUUUAAAACGCCUGUUAAAAGAACACGGUAUCAUCAAGAACCUUCGUGGAGAAGCGCUAUUCAUCAAGGAUCAUCUCGGCUUGGCAUUAACGACUUGGGACUGCUUGGUGUUUGCAAAUGACUUUCUCGUGGACAACCGCCAUGUAGAGCAAUCAUGUCAAAGGAGACAAGGAUGUCUGCGACAUCCUGAGAAAAUACAUAACAAAUUUCUGACAUUCAUGCAUCUUCCUUUUGAGUUUAGAGCCCUCAGCCAACCGGACACAUUCAAGUCUUUCCAGCAGCUUUUGUUCUAUACUCGGGUCCACUUUGAUUCCUCCUUCGAAGCUGGCAGAUGGGCACCGGAUAGUCGAGGCCUGUACGCGAGGAGCGCAACACUCAAAGCUGAUCUAGCGGUGCUCAGUAAUAUGCACAACAAGAUCUCUCAUGCUUUGAGUCAAUUCAAAGCCAAGAAUCCUGAACGCGCCCAGCGCAUGAUGCAAAACACGUUCGAAUACCACAAAGCUAUAGUUCAGAACUAUCACCAUCGCCAGUUUUCUGAUAUCCUUGCAAUUCUACUGCUGAUUCAAAGAGCUGGUCUCACGCAUGGAGAGGCAAUGAUCAGGAAUCUUGUGACCUUAGCAAGGGAAACCCUACCGCAAACCGAUCCCCGGAAAUCCAUGUUCGAGUCCCUGAGGGACUUACCUCUCGACUCGACGGGUCACUUAUACCUGGCUUUUGAUACCUAUUGUCGAUAUCUGUGGAGGUCAAAGACUGGCCCACAUAAUUUCAAGACAUAUUACUCCUACAACCAGGCUAGCUUCCCGAGAGCAGAUCCAGUUGGAUUCUUUGACUUCUUCAAAGAGAAGGACGCGGUAGAUAUCACGUACAUUCUCGGCAAGGUAGACGAAGAGCUAGGAGAGUAUAGCCAUGAGGCGUUUACACUAUGGCAUACGGCUAUGAGGUCUCUUGGUCAAGAGCAAAGAUAUACAGAGAUAGAAUCUCUGGCACGCUAUUUAUGUAUGCGGGUAUAUCGCCUUGGGAACGAAUUCGAUUACUCUGAGGAGCGACAGUUGAAUCUCGAUGCUAUGCUGAGCUUCUAUCUCCUAGGUAAUGCGUUGGAGGCACAAGGGUAUUUGUACCAGGCUAUAGUUGCUUAUGAGAAUUCGGUGGAGAUCCGAUGUCGAAAUGCUCCCAACAACGGUUGGGAUGCCGGGAAGGCAGCUUCAUUGCGCCGGGUGAAGGAAAUUGCGACAAGACUCGGUAUAUUCUUAGCAAGUGACUAUAUCUCUAUGGAGGAUAGUCUAUAUUCUGGUGUGUAA